This is a messenger RNA of Westerdykella ornata, 2226 nucleotides long. RefSeq names its product lysophospholipase. NCBI's taxonomy places the organism in Eukaryota, Fungi, Ascomycota, Dothideomycetes, Pleosporales, Sporormiaceae. Gene Ontology annotation, cellular component: cytosol; intracellular membrane-bounded organelle. Gene Ontology annotation, biological process: glycerophospholipid catabolic process. The record is from RefSeq and is a predicted model, not a curated record. The coding region runs from base 156 to 2102 and encodes 648 amino acids. Gene Ontology annotation, molecular function: A2-type glycerophospholipase activity. The transcript has 3 exons.
UGCAACUCCGCCAUUGCUCGAAUGAAGCGCCAUGGAUGGCUCAUAAACACGAGACUCUGUCGUCACAUUCCCUUUGUUCGAGACUUCUUAAGUUCAGUUCUGGCCCUUCACUUUCUUACCUUCUCUCUGUCAAAAUUCCAUUUUCCAUAGGUAGCAUGAAGACAGUAAUACCACUUCUUACCGCGUCCACAUUCACCUGUCUGGCCAGUGCGUCUGCCAGCAUAGGAAGGCCAGAGAUUAGUGCGCUCGAGAAACGUGCAACUCCUCAAGCUCCCAAUGGCUACGCGCCAGCUCCCGUCGACUGCCCUUCAAUACGGCCCAGCAUUCGAUCAGCCGCCGAACUUUCGCCCAACGAGCAGGAAUGGUUACAGAGGAGGAGAGCGAAUACCAUCGAGCCCAUGCGCGACCUGCUGGGGCGCUUGAACAUAACAGGCUUCAAUGCGCAGCAAUUUAUCGACAACAAUCGCAAUAAUGCCUCCGCGCUACCAAACAUCGCCAUUGCUUUCUCGGGAGGAGGCUAUAGGGCCAUGACGAACGGAGCUGGUGCUCUCGCUGCUUUCGAUAGCCGAACAUCCAAUUCGACGAGUGCCGGGCAGAUUGGCGGAUUGCUGCAGGCGGCAACUUACGUUGCCGGCUUGUCCGGCGGCGGCUGGCUCGUCGGAAGUAUAUACUCUAACAAUUUCACAUCAGUGCAGAACAUCCUUAACGAGGGCGAAAACGCCGUGGUCUGGCAGCUCGGAAACACCAUCCUCGAAGGCCCCCAGCAGAGCCGUGUGCGGAUACGCAAUACAGUCGAUUACUGGACAAACCUCUAUGACACUGUCACAGCUAAGAGUGAUGCUGGUUUCGAAACCUCCCUGACAGACUACUGGGGCCGGGCUCUGUCGUUCCAGCUUGUGAACGCUACGAACGGGGGACCAGCAUACACAUUUUCGUCCAUCCAGGAUGACGAGGAUUUCAAGAACGCAAAUGCUCCGAUGCCUAUUCUUGUCGCGGACGAACGUGCACCUGGAGAAGUGAUCAUCUCUCUGAAUAGCACCGAUUUCGAGUUCAACCCCUGGGAAAUGGGCUCAUUCGAUCCUACGCUCUUCGGCUUCGCCCCGCUGCGUUAUAUUGGGUCAAACUUCACCGCUGGCCGACUUCCUGAUAAUGAGCGCUGCGUGCGAGGCAUGGACAACGCAGGCUUCGUGAUGGGCACCAGUUCUUCUCUGUUCAAUCAGUUUAUCCUUAAUGUGGACUCGGUGAAUGUCUCCCAGUUGAUCAAGAACGCAGUAACGGGGCUCUUGGAGGGGAUAGGAGAGGCGAACAACGACAUUGCUGACUAUACGCCUAAUCCGUUCUACCACUACAACAAUGGUACCAACCCCAGCGCGCCGUCGAAGCGGCUUACGCUCGUGGACGGAGGAUCAGAUCUACAGAAUAUCCCCCUCAAUCCUCUUAUCCAGCCUAUCCGCAAGGUCGACGUCAUAUUUGCGAUCGAUUCCUCUGCCGAUACUCUUCCACCUCGUACAGGUGCACAGAAUUGGCCGAAUGGUACCUCUCUGGUGGCCACUUACCAACGUUCAACCAUGAACAGUACCAUGCAGAACGGAACUGCUUUCCCAGCCAUCCCAGAUACGAACACAUUCGUCAAUUUGGGACUCAACAAUCGUCCUACCUUCUUCGGAUGUUCUGCGCAAAACCUAAGUGGCCCGGCUCCUCUCAUCGUCUAUCUGCCAAACGCACCUUAUACGUAUAAUUCCAAUACCUCCACGUUCCAGAUGCAGUAUAACAACACUGAACGCAACGCUAUGAUCUUGAACGGAUAUAAUGCAGCCACGCAGGGAAACAGCUCACUCGAUGCCAAUUGGCCGCAAUGCGUAGGCUGUGCGAUCCUCUCUCGCAGCUUCGACCGAACCGGCCAGACCGUUCCGGAUGUCUGCAAAGAAUGCUUUGACCGUUAUUGCUGGAAUGGGACCAUCGCUUCCAAUGAGCCACCUCCGUACUGGCCUCAGAUGAAAUUGAAGGCUACGAAGGUCACUGGCAGCGGCGCUAAACAAUUUCUUCCGAAUGUGUUCGCUCUCAUGCUUGCUUCGAUGGCGUCUUCAUUCUUUUUGCUCUAACCAUAAUUUGGAUACCCUGUUGUUAUCUUGAGACUAGCUGUUUGUUGGGAAGGUCGAUUUCAGAUACCAUUCGUUGUAUAUUAGGAUCAGAUAAAUUCCAUCACCAUUGUGAUAUUCCAGCUCA